This is a messenger RNA of Miscanthus lutarioriparius, 1362 nucleotides long. NCBI's taxonomy places the organism in Eukaryota, Viridiplantae, Streptophyta, Magnoliopsida, Poales, Poaceae. The record is from the annotation of a GenBank genome assembly.
AUGGUGAAAUUAGAAGACACCAAAGAGCACGACGAUGGCCGCGACGUGACCGUCACGGUGGCGCCGGCGCUGCCGGUGCAGGAACACCGCCUGCCGCUGUCCAACCUGGACCUCCUCCUGCCGCCGCUGGACGUCAGUCUCUUCUUCUGCUACCUCCACCCGGCGCCCACCGCGGCCGCUCUCAAGGAGGCGAUGGCCAAGACGCUGGUGGCAUACUACCCGUUGGCCGGGGAGGUGGUGGCCAACGGCGACAGAGAGCCGGAGCUGCUCUGCAGCGGCCGCGGCGUGGACUUCACAGAGACGACCGCGGCCGGCGGCGCCGAGCUGCGGCAGAUCCGUCUGGGCGCCGUGGACGAGGGCGUUGAGAAACUGGUGCCUGCCAAGAAGGCCGGCGUGAUGGCGGUCAAGCUGACCAAGUUCAGGUGCGGCGGCGCCGUCGUCGGGUGCACCUUCGACCACCGCGUCUGCGACGCCUACUCCUUCAACAUGUUCCUCGUCGCGUGGGCCGCAACCGCCCGUGACAGCUCUGCGCUGCCACCGGCCCCGUCGUUCCGCCGGUCCCUCGUCGCCCCACGCGACCCACCACAGCAGCGCGCGCCGUCCACCGACGCCCUCAUCGACCGCCUGUUCUCUCCUCGCAGCGCCGCGCCGCCACCACCGCCACCCGCCGCCACAGGCCGCUCCGUCAACCGGAUCUACCGCAUAGCCGCCGCGGACAUCGCCGCGCUGAAGGCUUCGGCGGGGCCGGGGCACACGAAGCUGGAGGCGUUCACGGCGCACCUGUGGCAGCUCUGCGCCAGGGCGGCGGCGACCUCCGCGCACCAGAUCAGCCAGUGCUGCAUGGGCGUGGUCGUGGACGGGCGCACCCGCAUGUUCCCGGACGGCGCCAUGAAGGCCUACUUCGGCAACGUGCUCACCAUCCCGUACGGCGUCAUCGGCUCCGAGGACCUCCGUCGCAUGGCGCUCGCCGACGUGGCGGGCAACGUGCACCGGUGGGUGGUGGAGGCCGCCACCGGCGACCAUUUCCGGGGCCUCGUGGACUGGGUGGAGGCACUGCGGCCUAAGCCGGCCGCGGCGAGGGCGUACCUGGGAGGAACCGGCGGGAACGAGGCGAUGUCGUGCAUUGUGUCGUCCGGUAUGACCUUCCCGGUGGGAAAGGCCGACUUCGGGACGGGCCUUCCCGCGUUCGCGUCGUACCACUUCCCGUGGCCCGCCGGCGCCGGGUACGUGAUGCCGAUGCCGAGCGCGCGCGGGGACGGCGACUGGGUGGUGUACGUGCACGUGGCGCCGGAGGUGGCGAAGGUGAUGGAGGAGGAGUCCACCGUGUUCCAAGUCCUCGAGAACAGCUACGUGUUUGAGUGA